Messenger RNA from Gracilinanus agilis (Agile Gracile Mouse Opossum), 216 nucleotides. Its product is annotated as serine palmitoyltransferase small subunit A-like. Gene Ontology annotation, biological process: ceramide biosynthetic process. The transcript has a single exon. NCBI's taxonomy places the organism in Eukaryota, Metazoa, Chordata, Mammalia, Didelphimorphia, Didelphidae. Gene Ontology annotation, cellular component: serine palmitoyltransferase complex. Bases 1 to 216 code for a protein of 71 amino acids. The record is from RefSeq and is a predicted model, not a curated record. Gene Ontology annotation, molecular function: serine C-palmitoyltransferase activity.
AUGGCUGGGAUGACACUCGGAAGGGCUUGGCAGCAGAUGUCCUGGUUCUAUUACCAGUAUCUGCUCGUCACCGUGCUCUACAUGCUGGAACCCUGGGAGAGGACUGUUUUCAAUUCCAUGUUGAUUUCUAUUGUUGGAAUGGCAUUAUACACUGGAUAUAUCUUCAUGCCUCAACAUAUCUUGGCAAUAUUACACUACUUUGAAAUUGUACAAUGA